AUGUCAUUAUCAGUUAAUCUUAAAGAAGAUCUAAACUGGUGGAACAAAAAUAGCCAAUUUGGUCAAAAUCCUAUCAGAACAUCACAAUACGUGAGCGGAAUCUCAUCGGAUGCGUCAUUAUUAGGGUGGGGUGCUUUUUGUAAUGGAAAAUCGGCGCAUGGCUGGUGGAAUGAUAAGCAAAAGAAGCUCUUUAUAAACUAUCUUGAGUUAUUGGCAAGCUUUUAUGCUCUCAAGUCUUUUGCGUCAAAUUUAAAUAGUUGUGAGGUCUUACUAAGACUAGACAAUACAACAGCGAUAUCUUCUAUCAAUCGAGCUGGUAGCGUUCAGUUCCCAAGACUCAGUAAUUUGUCAAGGGAAAUCUGGGAUUGGUGUGAAACUAGAAAAAUCUGGAUUUUUGCUACCUACAUUUCAUCAAAAGAUGACUUUUAUACAGAUGCAGCUUCUCGAUUGACUAAUAUAGAUACGGAAUGGGAGCUGUCUCAGAAUGCGUUUAAUUUAAUAACCCAAAAAUUUGAUCCUUUUUCUAUCGAUCUGUUUGCCACAUAUGAAAACAGAAAAGUAGAAAAAUUCUGUUCUAGAUUCCCGAGUCCAGAAUCUUUUAGAAUUGAUGCGUUUACGAUUUCUUGGAAAAACGAAAAAAUUUACGCUUUUCCCCCGUUCGCCCUGAUCACACCGACCCUUGAAAAAUUUAUUACCGAUAAAGCUGAAGGUGUUAUCGUAGUACCAAACUGGCCUACCCAGCCCUGGUAUCCGUUACUCCAUUCGUUGCUCAAGGAUCCACCCUUAGUAUUUAAACCAAAUAAGAAAUUAUUGAUUUCCCCUGGCAGAUCGAAAACUCAUCCUCUAUCGAAGACUCUUUCCCUGGCAGCCGUAUACUUGUCAAGCAAAAAUAUUUGA
Molecule: messenger RNA, 897 nt
Organism: Microplitis mediator
Lineage: Eukaryota; Metazoa; Arthropoda; Insecta; Hymenoptera; Braconidae
Exons: 1
Coding region: 1-897 (298 amino acids)
Molecular function (GO): site-specific DNA-methyltransferase (adenine-specific) activity; DNA binding
Source: RefSeq, a predicted model, not a curated record